CAGUGCUCCCUCGGCAGGGAAUGAGGAGCUGCUUAGGGACGUGUGUUUGUUCUGCUGCCGACUCUGGACGAUGGCCAUCAUGACGGUUCGGACAGGUUGGAGAUCUUUCCGAGAGAUCGGCGAACGUUAGAAAAGAGGAAGAAGUGGACCUGGAGUUGAAGCUCCGGUUACUGACGUGGAUUUGAAAUCAUGCCACGGUUUCUGCUUGGUCUGCAGAAUGAUGUGCUAGUCGCUGUACUCUCGGACGUUUCGGGGUCCGUGAGCAAUGGAUCAGCUCGCAAAGGACUAAAUUUGCUGACUCCCUUCCGCGAAGUCCAAAAUGAACGGCUACGCUGCCCCUACGUACCCCUCGGGAAGCUUCAGUAACUCCCAGCUGAAUGGCCACCAAUCUCCAGAGCUCCCAGCACUCGAGGCCAACAAAUCCAGCGCAAAGGCUAUCUACGGGACAGACGGGCUUUACUUCCUGCGCUCUUCUGCCAAACACAAAAAGAAAGAGCAAAGAAAGAGCUACAGUAAAAACAGCAUGAACAACAGCAUGAGCGACACAUCGCAGUACCUCGUCGAGCACCUGACCACGUUCGUCAUGGACCGUAAGGAUGCCAUGCUCACCAUCGACGACGGCAUCCGUAAGCUGCGCCUGCUGGACGCUAAAGGGAAGGUGUGGACGCAGGAGAUGCUGCUGCAGACGGAUGACAAGGCAGUGCGCCUCAUCGACGCCGACACCAAGAACGAUCUGGAGCACUUCCCUCUGGGCACGGUGCAGCACUGCCAGGCCAUCAUGAACUCCUGCAACUACGACUCCAUCCUGGCGCUGGUGUGUAAGGAGUCUGGACAGGGCAAACCAGACCUGCACCUCUUCCAGUGUGAUGACAUCAAGGCAAAUCUGAUCCAAGCGGAUAUCGAGAGUGCCAUCAACGAUCACAAGGGCGGGAAGGCCAAAAAGCGUCCAGAGGUUCUCAAAAUGAUCCGGAAGAGCGACGGCGCUAUCCCACCUCCUCCCGGCGGCCCCGCCCCGGUUCCUCCAGCAACCGUCAAUCAAGUGGCUAUGAACAGCAGAGUUGCCGCCUGGUCAAACGUGGCCAGCGAUCAUCAAGACUAUGAUGCCCAAAGGCCAUACGGGGAACAGGAUGACUCUCCGGAGAUGACCGCGAUGCAGAUCGACAGAGACGUGCAAAUCCUGAACCACAUUCUGGAUGACAUCGAGCACUUUGUCACCAAACUUCAGAAAGCUGCAGAGGCUUUUAACGAACUUUCCAAGAGGAAGAAAUCAAAAAAGAGUAAAAAGAAAGGACCAGGAGAGGGAGUGCUGACACUCCGAGCGAGGCCGCCGGGACAGGACGAAUAUGUCGACUGCUUUCAGAAAUUUAAACACGCCUUCAACUUGCUGGCAAAGUUGAAAACCCACAUCCAGAACCCGAGCGCGGUGGAUCUGGUUCAUUUCCUGUUUAAUCCACUCAAAAUGGUGGUUCACACAUCAGGAGGAGUCGACCUGGCUAAGAGCGUAGUGGUUCCCCUCCUCACCAGAGACGCCAUAGAGUUCCUGCACUCUGCAGGCACCGCUGAAGAGCGCCACCUGUGGGUCAUGCUGGGUGAUGGCUGGACUAAAUGCAGGCUGGAGUGGCCGAAGGAUCAUUACUUCCCUCCUCACACCCUGCGAUUCCGGGACGGCUGGGAGCCUCCGCUGCUAGUGAGCCGAGAGCAAGGCCUGACUCAGCUGGCUGAGAGCCUGGCUCAUGCUGACCUCCACAGACCGCAGCAGCAGGCUAACGUGCAGGAGUUCCCCUCAGCAGACGGGUACGGCUUUACCUCCACCGCCUACGAUCACACGCACCUCCUGGAUUCACACACGGCAGUGGCUGCUUUAAAGCAGGCAUUCAGCCACCACGUAGAUAGAAACGCUGAGGCCCAAGGUAGAGGCCAGCCAAGAAGUUUUGCCAAAUCAAAAUAUGACUUUGUGGCCAGAAACGGCACGGAGCUGACUGUGGUCAAGGACGAGGUGGUCGAGGUUCUGGAUGACAGGAAACAGUGGUGGAAGGUUCGAAACGGAACUGGACUUACAGGAUACGUGCCAAACAACAUCCUCGAGAUCACCAAGGCUGUGGAUGUGAAUGGACGCGGCGAGCCAAUUUACAGCCAUACCAUUCAGAAGCAGAGAACGGACGACGGGCCCAAACCUGGAAUCGCAUCCAUCCCUCCAGCUCCGACUCCCCCUCCUCCUCCUAUGUACUCGCUGCCCUACAGCGCACCUGCUCCUCUAGAGCAUCAUGGGAACUCGCCGUCCAACGUCAGCCGCCAGAGCAGCAGCAACUCCAGUGACAACGGCAGCAUCACUAUGAGAGAGCCGAAAGAGCCCGGCGUGACGCCCGCUAAUCGUACGCAUGCCGGUUGUGGCCGCAAGUCCAACAUGGAGGAGGUUCAGGACGAGCUGGUGCACAGACUCACUCUCGGCCGCAGCGCUCAGAAGAAGUUCCAGGCUCCACCGCGCAGCGGCAGUCUGCCCGCCGCCAACAUCAGCUACGACUCCACGCCCGAGGAGGUGAAAACCUGGCUCGAGGUUAAAGGCUUCAGCGCUGUGACUGUAAACAGUCUGGGCGUGCUGACCGGAGCUCAGCUCUUCUCCCUCAACAAAGACGAGCUGAAGACCGUGUGUCCCGACGACGGCGCUCGGGUCUACAGCCAGGUCACCGUACAGAAGGCCGCUCUCGAGAGGAGCUCGGGCUCUGAGCUUCAGGAGAUCAUGAGGAGGCGACAGGAGAAACUAGCAGCGACAACAGCCAGCGAUUCAGGAGUCGAGUCCUUUGAUGAGGGGAGCAGCCACUGACCCCCUCGUCCUCCUCUCCUCUCUCCUCCUCUCCUCUCCUCUGGCACUUUUUUUCCAUCCUUUUCACGUUGUCGUUUUUCAGGACGCGGUCGAGUUUGCAGCCAUCAUGCGCCGUCGUCAGGAGCUCCUGGACCCGCCCGACCACGGAAACAGCUCGGAUGUAGAUUAAGCAGCAGCACGGACACACACACAAAAAAACAAAACAAUACAAAAAAAAACAAACAAAAAAACACGUGUUUUGACAGAAGGAUGUAGGAUUUGUUAUACACUUGCUACGUAGACCAAAAUAAAGUAACACAAUGAAGACGAUUGUAGAUUUCUAAUAUACAUAUGAAAUAAGGCCGAGGGGCACGUAGUUGUUUGUCGAGUUAAGCAUUAGAUCAACGUCUCGGAUCCUGGACGUUUACGAAUAUUUCAAAAUACGAGAGUUCAAAAACAAAUCAUUGUAUAGUACUGCUGUAAUUAGUUCGAAUGAAAGAAGACACAGGAAGUGAUGUAAUGUGCGAGGUUGAUGACUAAGUGAUGGAAGGACAUGCUGAGGACGGCGAGGAGUGGGGUUUUUGCUACGGACGUGGACUAUUUUUUUUUUUUUUUUUAAAUAUAUAUAUGAAACGUUCGGAUUUAGCCUUCCAUUGAACGCGUGUACUUCACACGUUUGUAUAGUGGGCUGAAAGUAAAGCGUCUGGAACUUUACUAACCCCCCACUCGCGCGCACGCACGCGGUGGAAUCGAUACAGAAGAAUACAUUAAUGGGUGCAAUGUGACAGGGGAAUGAUGUACAUUAUCGUUUGCUGGAAAAAGAGGAUAUUUAUGUGUUUGAUAAUUUUCUAUUUAAGCCUAAUGCCAAAUGAGUAACUUUCUAUAUGACUCGCCGUGGCCACGUUUAUUAUCCCCCCCCCCCCCCCCCCCCCACGAACAUGCGUUUCUGUCCGUCCGCCCCGUCUAACACCGUAGAUACGUUUUCAGGGAUUUUUUUUUUUUUUUUUGUACUAGUGUUGCAUUGGAAACAGCUGCAUGUAUAAUCAUCUGGACAGAAUGGUUUAGUACUCUGCUUCAUAUCGUUUCUUUUGGCAUACGAUCGUCACCGGUUUGAUUUGAAACGUUUACGACGGCAUUCAGAAAGCGUGUUCGUUCCGUAUCCGUUACCGAUUCGACUCAACCUGAAUAUCUCUCCGAACACCGACCGACCGACCGACGUGACGGCCAGAAGGACUCUAGAGUAAGAUUCAGCUUUACGGUACAACGUUUCUCAACACGUUUUUUUUUUUUUUUUUUUUUUUUGCCGGAUUCUUAGUGACUCAAGUGCCAUGUCCAUACCGUACAGGAUCUUAAACAGCACUAAACGAAUAGCUCAUUUUACUUCCUCAUCUCCCGCUGGACGCUUCCUAGGAUUAUAAACUAGCGCUUAAACGGAAGGAGCUUCGAUGAGAAGAAACGAACUGGUAAAGAUCUACAGAAUGAAUAAAGAAAUCUAUGAGAUCUA
Molecule: messenger RNA, 4304 nt
Organism: Ictalurus punctatus (channel catfish)
Lineage: Eukaryota; Metazoa; Chordata; Actinopteri; Siluriformes; Ictaluridae
Gene: eps8a
Product: epidermal growth factor receptor pathway substrate 8a
Exons: 22
Coding region: 320-2821 (833 amino acids)
Biological process (GO): regulation of Rho protein signal transduction; positive regulation of ruffle assembly; Rho protein signal transduction
Cellular component (GO): ruffle membrane; plasma membrane; vesicle
Molecular function (GO): actin binding
Source: RefSeq, a predicted model, not a curated record